Molecule: messenger RNA, 3750 nt
Organism: Clupea harengus (Atlantic herring)
Lineage: Eukaryota; Metazoa; Chordata; Actinopteri; Clupeiformes; Clupeidae
Gene: rb1
Product: retinoblastoma 1
Biological process (GO): negative regulation of G1/S transition of mitotic cell cycle; neuron projection development; cell morphogenesis involved in neuron differentiation
Cellular component (GO): nucleus; Rb-E2F complex; chromatin
Molecular function (GO): RNA polymerase II transcription regulatory region sequence-specific DNA binding
Source: RefSeq, a predicted model, not a curated record
UGUGAAGAGUGAGUGCAGCCUGGAGUGCAGCCUAGAACGCAACCCUAGCACUUCUUGACGGAAGUGACGAACACAACACGGAUGUUUCGUUUCUCGUUUUCCCGCGGUUUGACACCAGCUGUAUGUUCGGGAGUAGAGUUGCUGCUGGAGUUUCUGGAUUGAGUCUCUUUUAGUUUUAAUAGUAUUUCCAUUCAUUGAAACCGUUGCUAACAUUUACCUUCAGAAAUAGUAUGAUAAAGUGCUGAAUAUAUUUGGGAACCACGUCUUUUAAUACAACUUUAGCAGUACGGAUAUGCCUCCCAAAAAGCGGACGCCACAGAACAAGGAAAUAAAGCAAAACAUCAGCAGUUCUGAUAACAAUAAUGUCAAGUCCCCAAGCAAGACUGCAGACGACUCUAUUGUGUCCACGCCUAAACAUAAAGACAAAGACGUAGAUUUCGUUAUUCUCUGUAAGGAUCUUCAAGUGACAAACUCGCUCUGUAAUCACGCCUGGUCAAUAUGGAAGAAAGCGUCGGAUUCCAUGGAGAAAAUGACCGACUCAAACAAACAGUUGUGGGCAGCCUGUCUGUUCGUAGCUGCAAUAGAUAUGGAUGCGUCAACCCCCGGCUUCACGGACGUGCAGAAAGCCGCUGGUCUCAACAUGAAACCAUUCCUUGAAGUGAUGAAGAACUUGGACGUGAACAUAGACAUCAUCAGCCCUAAAGUGAACUCUGCCGUCAGCAGGCUGGAGAAGAAGUAUGACGUCUCUCUGGCACUUUACCAGAGGUUUGAGAAGAUAUGGAAGGACAUCUAUGCACAGAGCGCUGAGGCUGAGAGCACAGAGAUCUUCAAGAGCAUCUGGACCAUGUUCCUGUUGGCGAAAGGAAGUUUUCUUCAGAUGGAGGAUGACCUGGUGAUCUCCUUCCAUCUGCUGAUCUGUGUGCUGGAGUUCUUCAUCAAGCGCUCCCCCUCCUCCCUGCUGAGGCCUCUGUACAGCUCAAAGCUGACCCCCACACGUAGCUCGCGGCGCAACCAGGGCAAAGCCAAACCGCGCCCGCCGGAGGUGAAUGAGCCGCUGCUGGAGGUCGUCUGUAAGGAGAACGAAUGCAGCCUGGACGAGGUGAAAAAUCUGUACGAGACCGUCUUUUCCCCCUUUUUGGAAUCAUCAGGCUUUUCAAAGUCCCAGGAGCUACCAACGUUUGAAGAGCUGUCCAUGAAGUUUGAAGACGUUUUUCUCAAAACUAAAGACUUUGAUGGCAGGCUGUUCCUGAACGGUGAUGAAAAAUGGCACCAGGAGAAACCCGUCAUCAGAGCCCAGGUGGAGAGCACCCCUAAGAAGAAUGAGGAGUUCUCCCCUGCUGUCUUGCAGACUCCCGUCAGGGCAACCUUAUACUCUGUCCAGCAACUCAGGGUCUCUCUCACUUCAGCCAGCGACCAGCCUUCUGAGACACUCAUGAAAUACUUCAAGAACUGCACAGUGAACCCGACAGAGGAGAUCAUUAAGAGGACUGAGCACCUGGGAGAAGUCUUCAGCCACGCUUUCGCUCAGGUGGUCGGGCCUGGCUGCUCAGGCGCAGGCAACCAGAGGUUUGCCCUUGGCCUGCGUCUGUACUACAGAGUAAUGGAGUCCAUGCUGAAAUCGGAGGAGAAAAGGUUGUCCCAACACAACUUCAGUCAACUUCUGAAUAACUCCACAUUCCAUACGUCUCUCCUGUCUUGCUCUCUGGAAGUAGUCAUGGCAACGUACGGGAGUGGUCUGUCCACGGACACGGACCUGAGUUUCCCCUGGCUCCUGGGCGUGUUCAAGCUCCACGGCUUUGACUUCUACAAGGUGAUCGAGAGCUUCAUCAAGGCCGAGCCCAGUCUGAACCGGGACAUGGUGAAGCACCUGGAGCGCUGUGAGCACGUGAUCAUCGAGAGCAUCGCCUGGAGAGCGGACUCCCCUCUGUUUGAGCUGUUGCAACUGGCUGGAGAAGAAGGCCGUCUGGAGCCAGCAGAGCCCCCCGCCUUCCUCCACCAGCCCCCCCAGCACCUCCACACUGCCGCAGACCUCUACCUGUCUCCUGUGCGGCCGAGCAGAUCCCUGCCCCCAGUGCAAGACCGGAGCCCCCCCAGGGCCGCCCUGCCAUCAUCGCCCCCCCCUCAGCCCCUUGCCCAGGCCCACAGACCCCCCAAGUCCAACUCUCUCAGUCACUUCUACAAGAAACUGUACAGGGUGGCGUACCUGCGGCUGAAGAGGCUGUGCACUCGGCUGCUGUCUGACCACCCUGAGCUGGAACUCAUCAUCUGGACCCUGCUGCAGCACACCCUCAAGGAUGAGUACGAGCUGCUCAAGGACAGACACCUGGACCAGCUGAUGAUGUCGGCCAUGUACGCCAUCUGCAAAGUGAAGUUUGUGGACCUGCGCUUCAAAACCAUCGUGACCGCAUACAAAGAACUCCCAAAUACAAUCCAGGAGACAUUUAAGCAAGUCCUGAUCAGUGAGGGCAAGUAUGACUCCAUCAUCGUCUUCUACAACAUGGUCUUCAUGCAGAAGCUCAAAACCAACAUCCUCCAGUAUGCCUCCUCCAGGCUUCCUACCCUGUCUCCCGUCCCUCACAUCCCCCGCAGCCCCUACAAGUAUCCCAACUCCCCCAUGCGCGUCGGCAACGUCUACGUGUCGCCCAUGAAGAGCUGCGCAUCCCCGAUGACCCCUCGCUCCAGGAUCCUAAUAUCACUUGGGGAAUCGUUUGGGAACUCUGAGCGCUUCCAGAAGAUCAAUGAGAUGGUGAAGAGCAGCGAGGGCACCCUGAAGAGGAGGGGAGACGUCGGCUCCGGACCCAAGCCUCUGAAGAGACUGCGCUUCGACACGGACGGACAGGACGAGGCGGACGGCAGCAAACCCAGUGGAGGAUCAGCAUUGAUUCAGAAGCUUACAGAAAUGAGUUCGACCCGCAACCGGAUGCAGGAACAGAAGAUGAAGGAGGAGGCUGAGUCUGUGAGAGAAGAAGUCCCAAGUGUGGAGAAGAACGAAUGAGCUUCAUCUGAGAUGAAGGGGGAAUGGGCUUCUGAUCUGAAGCCCCACCAGCCUUUACUGUUUAGGCACAGGACUCAUUGGGUCGACAGUUAAGCCUGUUCUGGAUCUCGGUGAAUCAUGGACUUCUGGAAUUUUUUUUUUUGUUUUAAAGUUUUUUGUUUUGGAAUUUUUUUUAGUUUUUUCUUCUUUUUUUUUAUCCCUAGGUUUAGGCUAUUAAUGUAACAUUGCAGCCAGGGGCCUGUGACGUGUGUUUUGCUCAUCUGUUGAAUCAUGUUUUUCAUUUUUGUCUGAAUUAUUUUAAUGUAGCAGGUUAGACUGUUAGUUUCAAUAUCUUGAGUGAAGCAAAUCUUUAAGGACUGACCAGAUUAAGAAAAAAAUAAAAUGAAUAAAAAAUUUAACUUUUGAGUAGCUGAAUAUUUCUAAAAUAUUCAAAACCUUUUGAGUAGUUGAGUAGCUUUAUCUAAAUGGUAAAUAUACAACUCCUGUGGUGUUUUGUGAAAUCAAAUUUUGGAUCAUAAUAUAUUUUAGAGGAGGUUGUCGGAUAUUGUUUUGUUUGGUUUUAUCUUUCGUUUUGUUUUGUAUUUUCUUACUGCGAUGGUCCAAAGGUGUUUUUUAAGACUUUAUUUUUCAGAUACUACAGUUAACUGAUUUUAUAAUGUCUGAUAUAUGAACGAAAUGUCUUUUCCCUGUCCAAAAGAAAAAGACAUAAAGCCUUUGGAAAUCCUAUCUGGUAAGAUUAAAUGUAUUAUUGUGUA